Phytophthora nicotianae INRA-310 is the source of this 183-nucleotide messenger RNA. RefSeq lists its product as hypothetical. The transcript has a single exon. Lineage: Eukaryota; Oomycota; Peronosporomycetes; Peronosporales; Peronosporaceae. The record is from RefSeq and is a predicted model, not a curated record. Bases 1 to 183 code for a protein of 60 amino acids.
AUGGCCCGCUUCACAGCCACCACCAAAAAAAUCUCAACUUCCCAAGCAACUGAAACUGAGCUACAGCGCAAAGCAACGGAGGGCAGCGCAACCAAGACUAAAGGCGAUCGAGCAAACACCAAUUUUCACGAAGGACUCGUCACCGUCGUUUUGAUCGGAUGCGAUAACGCAAUGUGCGACUAG